This is a messenger RNA of Clupea harengus (Atlantic herring), 1573 nucleotides long. Its product is annotated as glucose-6-phosphatase 2. The record is from RefSeq and is a predicted model, not a curated record. Gene Ontology annotation, cellular component: membrane. NCBI's taxonomy places the organism in Eukaryota, Metazoa, Chordata, Actinopteri, Clupeiformes, Clupeidae. Gene Ontology annotation, molecular function: glucose-6-phosphatase activity. Gene Ontology annotation, biological process: glucose 6-phosphate metabolic process; gluconeogenesis.
CAGUUAAAUAAGCCUGCCAUGCUGCUGCCAAGUAUAAAUUCACUCCUACCAUGGUAAAGGCAGGCAACACUUGGCCUGACCAUCCAUGGGGCAGCAUCUGUGAGCAGGGGGUGGCGUGUGAGCGUGUGCUAGCCUCCGAUGGACUUCAUUCACAGCAGUGGGGUGCAGGUCAUCCAGCACCUCCAGAGCAACUACAAAGACUACCAUGACUUCCUCAACUUCAUGUCGUCCGUUGGCGAUCCACGGAACAUCUUCUCGCUCUAUUUCCCACUCUGGUUCCAGCUCAGUCAGAUUGUUGGGACGAAGAUGAUCUGGGUGGCUGUAAUUGGCGACUGGCUUAAUCUCAUUUUCAAAUGGAUUUUGUUUGGACAUAGGCCGUACUGGUGGGUGCAGGAAACCCACUUCUAUCAGAACCACUCUCUACCUCAGCUUGAGCAGUUCCACAUCACCUGUGAAACAGGACCAGGUAGCCCCUCUGGCCAUGCCAUGGGCUCAUCGUGUGUGUGGUAUGUAAUGGUAACAUCUGCAGUCAAUUUCACAAGACCACACAGCGACACAACCUACCAAGAGUCGCAGAGGUUUCGCCUUGUGUGGUCAUUUCUCUGGAUUGCAUUCUGGGUCAUUCAGAUCAGUGUCUGUGUUUCAAGAGUAUUUAUUGCCACCCACUUCCCCCAUCAGGUCGUCCUUGGGGUUUUAGCAGGUAUGCUGGUGGCUGAAGCAUUCGAGCGUAUCCCCUCCAUCCACACGGCCAGUUUUAAGGUCUACCUCCAGACCAGCCUCUUCCUUUUCUCCUUCGCCCUCAGCUUCUACUUCCUCCUCAAGAUGAUCCACAUCGACCUGCUCUGGUCCAUCUCCAAGGCCAAGAAGUGGUGCAUCAACCCAGACUGGAUCCACCUGGACACCACGCCCUUCGCCGGCCUGGUGCGCAACCUGGGCGCUCUGUUCGGCCUCGGCCUGGCCAUCAACUCGCAGAUGUUUCUGAAGAGCUGCAAGGGCAAGAACGGCUACACGACGCGCUUCAAGCUGACGUGCGUGGCCGCCACGCUCACCACCCUGCAGCUCUACGACCUCAUCAAGGUGCCCACGCACACCGAGGUCCUCUUCUACACCCUGUCCUUCUGCAAGAGCGCAGUGGUGCCACUCAGUGUGGUUGCUCUUAUCCCUUACUGUGUCCACCUUUUGAUUGGAGACCCAGGGAAGAGACUGGAUUAGACUGAUGUAAAUAUGCUGGAUUGUUCAAGUGUAUGAAGUCGCUGUCUCGGCUUGUAUUAAGAGAGUUUGAUAAUUAUUUUGUCAAGGAAUCAGAUGUUGAGGCGAUGCACACUGUCAUGUCAUGAGAAGAUUGGGUGUCUUUUUACUUGAGUUGUUUACAUAUGCGUUAGUCUGAGCUUUUGUAUAGUAAUGAAAAUAAACUGUGAACGGUAAUUAUUUUCAUUUGUUUUAUGUACUAUAUUUGUAUGCAGAACCUGUUCUGAAUUAAUGAUGCUUUAGAGAAAAGCACCACGCAUUUUGUAAAUAUUCCUGAAAUGCAUUAAUAUUCUUAUAAACUGUUUUCUGUGUCCAUUAAAAAAAU